This is a messenger RNA of Macrosteles quadrilineatus (aster leafhopper), 5230 nucleotides long. Its product is annotated as serine/threonine-protein kinase MARK2-like. Gene Ontology annotation, molecular function: protein serine/threonine kinase activity; tau-protein kinase activity; ATP binding. Bases 285 to 3998 code for a protein of 1237 amino acids. Lineage: Eukaryota; Metazoa; Arthropoda; Insecta; Hemiptera; Cicadellidae. Gene Ontology annotation, cellular component: cytoplasm. The transcript has 21 exons. The record is from RefSeq and is a predicted model, not a curated record. Gene Ontology annotation, biological process: intracellular signal transduction; microtubule cytoskeleton organization; protein phosphorylation.
UACGAUAUACGACCAUACGAUAAUGCGAUGAAUAUGCGAUACGCGAGUGUUGUGUGACAACCGUGUGUGUUUUGGAUAUACAUAUUAUUUAAGUUUGAACAUUGUGUUUAGGUAUUUGGAAACCAGGUCUAUACAAAGAGGUGUGUGCAGUGUGUGAUGAAGGCGCACGUUAUCAGGCAGGGAUUGUUGCGCGGCUGAAGGUCACUGUAGAGAGCGCGAGACGCUCAGUGUAGAGGCAGCGCGCGAGCCGUGUGGUGUGUGAUGGUGCGCGUGUGCGAGUGACGAUGGAAGCAACGGCGACGAUGCCACCUGUAGAACUGGCUCCACAGCCACCCGAGGUGAAAACAGUGGAUACCAACGAGAAGACAGUGGACAACACCGUGGCGUUCCUUCAACAAGAGAUGACAGCUAGCAGCGUUGACGUCAAUGGUGAAGUGGAAGAGGAAGAUGGACAAGUGACAGAAGUGACGAAGAUAGAGUGUGAAACCUCUGAGAAUGGGCUAAAUGAAUCUGGUGACGCGAAUGACGUGGACGAUACGAUUGAAAACGAUGAACUAGCUCCUAUGAAAUACAACGAGAACGAACAAGUGUGGGUGAAACUCGACGAACAAGUUAAUACCGAAGUACUCGAAAACGCACAAGAAAGUGAACUAAAGGUCAUUGUUGAAGAAAUGGACAGUUUAGUUAUUGUCGAGGGCGAGAAUCAGACCGAGCAAUCCACUGAAGCGGAAAUAGACCAGCCUCUGAAAUUGGAACUGCACAUAAGCGAAUCCGACCUGGUGGAUAAACCUGAUGAGCCGAACGACGGUUUACACAUUGAAACAGAAGCGAAUGCGAAGGAGACGUACUCGUGUCAGAGUUCCCCUGGGUACAUCAAACCCCCGGUCAGAUCGACAAUUAUAAAACAGAGAUCACUCGACACUCAAGGUGCAUCUGACGAUGAGGGAGAGAUGGGACGUUCGAAAAGAGGUAGUUUGCACUCACCGUCGUCGAAAAUCUUGACAAAAAUGACCCCGAUGACGUGGGACCAGUGGAUGAAAAGACCUGCUUCUUACGUUCCGCCCAAAUCCCCCGAGAAAGACGCUAAACCUACCUCUCCUACUACGGAAGUCGAUGGGAAAGAAGAAAUCAAAGAGACAAAGGAGGAAACAAAGAAGGGUGAAAGUCCUAAAGUGAAGAAGACGAGGUUUCAAAUCACCCCUUCGAGCGCUGACGUCCUCGAAAUCAACCGCGACGAACCAAAGGUCUUGGAAACCUUUGACGAGACCGAAGAAGACAAAUUUCUGUUGGAAAACCCCAACGUGCUGGUGGAGAGCCACCUGAACGAACUGACGAUGGUGGAGUCGCAGCUCAAGAAACUCGGGGCUGCCGCGAAAGUGGGGGUGUGUACGAAGAGGUUGGGUCAGCCGGAGCCCGACCAGAAGUCCAUGGGUAGGGCGAGUUCCGGGGAUCAGAAGAGUAAAGGGUGGUUGGCGUGGUUGUCAGUGUUCACAAAGAAGCCUCCUCCGCCAUCGCCUCCGGUCAAGAAGCAGCCUGCCAGGAGACCUUGUCCGCAACACUCCAAAACUGCGGCUCGUCCUAGACCCGCAGGACCCAUCCUGGCCAACUACGACCCCAAGAUGGUGACCGUUAUUGAGGGCAGUGAAAAUGCGACGGCCGGCCGGGUGUCCUCAUCGAGGAGUCGCACCUCCGAUGAACCUCACAUCGGAAAAUACAAACUCCUCAAGACCAUUGGCAAAGGAAACUUUGCCAAGGUCAAACUGGCCAAACAUGUUCCCACGGGUAAAGAGGUAGCAAUCAAAAUAAUAGACAAGACACAAUUAAAUCCUGGAAGUUUACAAAAGUUAUUUAGAGAAGUUAGGAUAAUGAAGAUGCUAGAUCAUCCAAACAUAGUCAAGUUAUUCCAAGUGAUAGAGACAGAUAAGACAUUGUACCUGGUGAUGGAGUAUGCUAGUGGAGGAGAGGUGUUUGACUACCUCGUACUACACGGCAGGAUGAAGGAGAAAGAGGCUCGGGCCAAGUUUAGACAGAUUGUAUCUGCUGUUCAGUAUUGUCAUCAAAAGAAAAUCAUUCACAGAGACCUUAAGGCUGAGAAUCUAUUACUAGACAGUGAAAUGAACAUCAAAAUUGCUGACUUUGGCUUCAGCAAUGAGUUCACUCCUGGAAAUAAGUUAGAUACCUUCUGUGGGAGUCCGCCUUACGCCGCCCCUGAACUCUUCCAAGGUAAAAAGUACGAUGGGCCUGAAGUGGACGUUUGGUCGCUCGGAGUCAUUUUAUAUACCUUGGUGAGUGGAUCGUUACCAUUCGAUGGCUCGACGUUACGAGAACUAAGGGAACGGGUUCUCAGAGGGAAGUAUAGAAUCCCCUUCUACAUGUCAACCGAUUGUGAAAACCUGCUCAAGAAAUUCCUCGUGUUAAACCCAGCGAAAAGAGCGUCACUAGAGGGCUCGGCUUACAGCGCCCCACAGAAACCUGGCGAAACUACGCAGGAACCAUAUAACAUAAUGAAAGACAAGUGGAUGAAUAUGGGUUAUGAGGAAGACGAAUUAAAACCUUACGUUGAACCUGAUUCUGACUUCAAGGAUCUUAAAAGGAUAGAAGCCCUAGUUGGAAUGGGUUACAGUAGAACAGAAAUUGAGGACAGCUUAGCGCAAGCUAAGUAUGAUGAUGUCUUUGCAACGUACCUGCUACUCGGACGAAAGUCUACCGAUCCGGAGAGUGAUGGGUCAAGGUCAGGAAGUUCACUGUCACUGAGGGGUAUGACACCAGGCACAGGCACGCCAGCCACCACGACCAAUGCUCAGUCUCCCAGCCAUCGGGGUGUACACCGAUCCAUCAGUGCUACCAACGCCAAGCCUAGCCGUCGCGCCAGUAGCGGUGGAGAGACCCUGCGUGAGUCGACUACGCCGGCCAACGGGGUGCAAAAUAGACGGCUGCUUAGCCUACUAGGCGGAGUACCAGCGGGCGGCACUGCCAACACGACCAACCACAAUCACAGUAGCGGCGGCGGCAACAGCACCACCGCGACUGCCAGCAACUUCAAGCGGCAAAACACCGUGGACUCGGCUACCAUCAAGGAGAAUACUGCAAGAAUCAACUCUCGGGCUCCGGCCAAGACUGCCAACCUACCUGUGCUUGACACAACGGGAACAGCAGAUGGAGCUAGUCCUGGCAAGCCCAGAGUGACCAAAUCCAACACUAUGCAAGGCAACCGUAUGUUUGCUCCAUCCGCCUCCAUGGGACGACGGUCAACCAUCAGUUACGAGGCGAAGGCCAGCAGCAACGAGAAGACCAACACUACAGGGGAGACACCGAGUGUGGUGACCGUGGACAGUCGCGCAGGCAAGGGUCACAUCAAGUCUGCGUCUAUAUCCACCUCGUCUGGACGGCCCACUCAUGAACUAGAACCCUCUCUAGAUCCUCUCCGACAAAGUGUUGGAGUGCGUUGUGGUCCUCCCGCCUCCCCCGCCCAGACCAAUCGUCAGCCGUUCCCCCGCAAUGUGCCGUCCCGCAGUACCUUCCACAGUGGCCAGAACCGCCAGCGAGGCUACGGCACUCCCUCCCCCACCGGUGCGCCACACGACGCCAACGCCAGGCCCUCCUUUUUCUCCAAGCUCUCGUCUAGGUUUUCUAAACGACCUAUGGAUCCAGUCCCCAAAACUGUAGUUAGCAGUGCUGUCAAUGAUGAUCAGGUGAAGCCUCGAUCCCUCAGAUUCACGUGGAGCAUGAAAACCACCUCUUCUAGAGAUCCCAACGAAAUAAUGGCGGAAAUUAGAAAGGUUCUGGACGCCAACAACUGUGACUACGAGCAGAGAGAGAGGUUCCUGCUGCUGUGUGUCCACGGAGACCCCAACACUGACUCACUGGUACAGUGGGAGAUAGAGGUGUGCAAGUUGCCGCGUCUUUCACUCAACGGAGUUCGCUUCAAGCGCAUCUCUGGCACUUCCAUCGGCUUCAAGAACAUCGCUUCCAAGAUUGCCAACGAGCUGAAGCUGUGACUACCACUGGUCGACUCGUCCCUUCCCGAGGACUCUGUCGAGUGAACAGACAACCGUCACGUGUAUAUACAAUCGAGUGGAAGAUCGUUGUUGCCCGGUUAUCGAUUAGCUGGGUGUUUGAGCAGGAGGACUCAAUAGCACGCUGUUUUGUUCGGUAUUUGUGUUUCCCUAGCUGUGUACAAGCUCCGAUCGCUCUUCUAACGAGCAGUCGUUCUAAUUUACUCUUCUUUCUUGCCCCCGUUUUCGUUUGUAAUCGUAUUACCGGUUGUCGAUAACUGUUUCUUUUAGAGAUUUUACAAUUUAAAUAGGUGUAUUCGUACGAAUCAUAAUACAAAAUAGCGAUUAAAUAAUUCGAUUAUAAAUUUAUUUAUUGUAUACUAUCUAAAUUAUUAUUGUAAACUUAUCGAUUAAAUUUAUUUUGUACAAUUUUAUUUAAUCAUAAUGAUUGUUUGAAAAUAUCGUUGUAAGUAAUAUAUUUACUUAUCCCUGGGAUGGACGAUACUUAUUGUAAAUAGAGGGUGAAGCUGUAUAUAGACUACCCAGGCCCGGGUCACACUCGACAUGUACUUAGGCCCGGCCCCACCUAACAAUACAUACAUUUAUUACUUUCCUAAAUAAAUUUGUAAUAAUUGCUGUUUAUGAUAGUAAAAUGGCAGACAUUACACAAACUAACAAGAAAGCAUUUUGUUUCUGAAGAUUCCUUCCCAACACCAAUUUCUCCAACAAUAAAAUUCAGAUAAUUGAUGUGUCUGAGAUUGUAUUGAGCCUAGUUUAGUAAAACCGGUCAGUAUUUAAACAGAUUUGUAUGUUAGGGUCGCUUGUUAAAUCUAUUUUUCCUUCAAAAAUCACUGAUUCUAAAAUGUAAAAUGUGUUCAAUAGAGUAUUUGGUAAACUUACAUAAUAUUUAUUUACAUAAUAAUAUCUCUUAUUUAGAUCAAAAUCGACUGUCAAUUAUGCAGUUCUUGAAGUGGAAGGCUUGACAUUGGACACAUGCUUUCGUCGGGCUGUUGUUAUAUUACGUACCUCAGCUUAUCUUUGCUUUAGCUUUAAUUUGUAAAACUGUCUAGGAAGGAUCAUCUUGACAAAUAUCUUAUCAACUCCAAGCUUUUAAAGCUCUGGUAUUUUAAUAAAACACAUUUUGUGAUUUCUUUUUUAAUAAAUCACAAUUGAUGGAAGGUGAAGGUAUGACUGUAGUAUUAAAAUAAAUUUAUAAUAAAAUUGAAAGUAACUUA